Messenger RNA from Harpia harpyja (harpy eagle), 1441 nucleotides. RefSeq names its product complement factor properdin (gene CFP). NCBI's taxonomy places the organism in Eukaryota, Metazoa, Chordata, Aves, Accipitriformes, Accipitridae. The record is from RefSeq and is a predicted model, not a curated record. Gene Ontology annotation, biological process: extracellular matrix organization. The coding region runs from base 583 to 1413 and encodes 276 amino acids. Gene Ontology annotation, molecular function: metalloendopeptidase activity. Gene Ontology annotation, cellular component: extracellular matrix. The transcript is spliced from 10 exons.
CCCCUCGAUGGCGCCCAUCGGGCUACUCCUGUCACUGUUCUGCGCUGCACUGGGUGGUGGUCCCUGCUGCUGCCACACCCGUGUGGUGCUUCGCCCAAUUGGAGGAGGAAGGGGGAGGUGGGGCCUGUGCUGACCUACUGGGUGAUGAACCCGUCCCAUUGGCCGACUGCUGCCUCAACCCCACCUAUGGCUACAAGCGCCACCCCCAUGGCCACUGCCACACCUGCCGACAGGGCGCGUGGGGUCCCUGGGGACCCUGGAGCGGGUGCUCGGUGACCUGCAGGGAGGGGACCCAGCGCCGGGGACGGAGCCGCGACCCUGCGGGGGACCCGGGGGACAGGCGGGGAGUGGCAGCUGCGGGCGUGUCACCUCCCCUGCUGUCCUGAGGCGGGGGGCUGGACCCCGUGGUCGCCGUGGGGCGAGUGUUCGGUGACGUGUGGGGCAGGGACGCAGGGGCGGAGCCGGGCGUGCACUGACCCCGCCCCUCGCUGCGGGGGGGGCUGCGGGCCCAGGCGGGGCCCGGGAGACACGGGCGUGUCGGGGCGGGCCCCCCACGUGUCCUGUGGGGGGCGGGUGGGGCCCAUGGGGCCCGUGGGGCAGCUGUGGGGGGGAGCUGCGAGGGGGCGGGGUCAAAGCCGAGGCGGAGUCGAAGCCGUCGCUGUGAUUCGCCGCCGCCUUCGACGGACCCGCCCGGCCCCGCCUGCCCCGGCAACGCCAUCGACGCCCAACCCUGCCCUGCCCCUGCCGCCCUGCCCCGUGGAUGGUGCCUGGGGGGCGUGGUCAGCCACCGCCCCCUGCCCGGUAACGUGCGGGCUGGGCGCGGUCACGUGGCGUCGGGCUUGCGAUGCUCCGCCCCCCCAGCACGGGGGCCGGCGUUGUCACGGCAACAGCAUGAGGCAGGGGGGUCUGUGGACCCCACGGGCCCUGCCCAGCUGUGCAGCACUGGGGCCCGUGGGGCGACUGGACCCCCUGCGAGCGGCCGCUGUGGGGCACGCAGAGCUGCGAGCCCACCGUGGGGCAGCAGAGGCGGACGCGGGGGAAUGUGUGGGGCGCAAGCCGGGGGGCCCCCCCUGCCUCACGGAGGGGGGGGUCGCCACCAUCCAGAUUCGCGCCUGCUACAACAUCCACCACUGCCUCCUGGCAGGGAACUGGUCAGACUGGAGCCCCUGGGGACUCUGCACCCCCCCGUGUGGGGCCAGCCCCACACGUAGCCGCACCCGGGAGUGCCAGCCCAUCUACCCCGCCUAUCCGCUGACGGUGACCCCUGUGGGCUCGUCCGUCCCCGUCAAUGUCACUUUUUGGGGGUCGGCUCGGCCCCGCUGCCCCCCGCCUGGAGGGGGCAACUCCUGCGCCUGGAGGAGAGUCGGCCAUGCCUGCACGUGCUGCCCUGCCCCCCCCCCGGAGGAGGACUGACGCUCCCGGUGACGUCACGGCCCCCCCC